UAUUAAUAAUUUGUCUCUCUUCUCUGUGUACUAAUUUAAGACUGUUCCCUGGAUGGAAUGUAACUAUUAAGAUGAAGAGAAACUGCUGGGAGAUGAGGAUACAGGGUGAUGUAUCAGAUCUAAAGACCAAACAACAUAGAUGUUUACUUCAGUUGAAAAAGAACUUACAGAUCACCCUGUCCCAUCUUCCACCCAAAUGCGAAACCUUUUUAUAUAUGGAAUAAAGGCUGUUUGUGUUAAAAUAUCAGUAUUCAUUUAUCAUACCAAAUAUAUACUGAGAAAUGGGAGAAAUCCUCUGAAAAUAUUUUUAACAGGAAAGAAACAUGAAGAAGAAAAAACAUGAUGCCAUUGUUUAUGAACCUAAAGAACUUCUGAAUCCCUCUCCCAAUGUAACAAAUUGUUGCAAAUCACUGUGGGUGAAAUACAGUUUUCAGAAUGUUUACAUGACCCAACUUGUCAGCUCCCAGCCAGUUUCAGCCAUGUCAAGGAACCCAGAUCACAAUCCACCUUCUCAGCCCAAGGAGGAUAGUAUUGGCCAGAGCCAUCACCAGGAGGAAAUAAUUCAGAAGUUGGCCGUGCAGCUGAGAAACACUGGGGACAGCAUUGAGCAGAGAAUGGUGCGAGAGAACUUUCAGCAAGAAGGCGGAGAUAUCCUGGCUCACUAUGUCUUCGUUUUCUUUGGAGGAGUUCACAUGCUGCUGCGCUUUCUCUGGAACAACCAUUUGAUGUAGAAGGGAUGUAAACAGCAGGCUCUGCUUUCCUUCUCCCUUCUGAGAAAACAUGAAUCCCACCGGGGCAGAUGCAAAGAAGACCCUUCUACUCCUCCUCUCUGUUUCACCCAUUGUUGCUUUUGUCUGGUUUGUUGAAGAACUGCGGACCCACUGGCCAUUUGUCUGUUGUUGUCUGGCCAACCAGCAAUGAGACGUCUGUGAUGGUCUCAUGGUGGAGCCCAAGGAACUUAGGAACCCAGGAGGCCUUACUGCUUAGGAAACACCAGAGCUGUGGAUAGCCCCAGUGCUCCUUAUAAGGAAAUCUUGUGAGGGAGCCUCCCAUGAGUGCCUCUGAACCUCAUUCCCAAACCAGGGGUCACAGAAAUGGGUGCGUUCUCCUGGGCCCCCGCCCUGGGUGGCAGGCCCUCCAGUGACCUGUUGGCUUCAUUCUCGUUGCCUGUGUCUAGAUCUGUAGUGCCCGUCCUUUUUACCAUUCUGUCUACCUCAUAUUCCCUCCCUCCACCCUCUGAGAAGCAUGACGAGUGUUAAGAAAGUUUGUUGUUAUAAACUCUAA
Molecule: messenger RNA, 1284 nt
Organism: Odocoileus virginianus texanus
Lineage: Eukaryota; Metazoa; Chordata; Mammalia; Artiodactyla; Cervidae
Gene: PXT1
Product: peroxisomal testis enriched protein 1
Biological process (GO): positive regulation of apoptotic process
Cellular component (GO): peroxisome; nucleus
Source: RefSeq, a predicted model, not a curated record